Molecule: messenger RNA, 1323 nt
Organism: Nasonia vitripennis (jewel wasp)
Lineage: Eukaryota; Metazoa; Arthropoda; Insecta; Hymenoptera; Pteromalidae
Exons: 4
Coding region: 252-950 (232 amino acids)
Source: RefSeq, a predicted model, not a curated record
AUUGAACAUUUAUAUCUUACUUUCAUUAUACAAAAAGGAAAGAUUUCUGGAUCUUGCAAAAUAGUGCAGCCAGAUUUUCAAGCCAGCGAAUAAGACUGUAGAAGAAUACAGUUUAACUUUCUAUAGCUCAUUUCGCAAAGGAAAUAACAAUAAAGUCUUUAAUACAAGUGGCUGUCUGUAUGACAAAUAUUUAAAUCUUCGUCAGAAACUUGCAUCAGCCAAGUUAAUCGCUAAAGAAGAUUUAUCGCCAAAUGAUAUUGUAUACUACAACUUUGUUUUUUCAAUAUCACACAAAUUUUUCGUUAUAUAACUCAGUUUGUUUUAUAGAUAUUCAGAUAAACCUUGUGGAAAAAGAUGUAGAGUGGCUCCAAAACAAUAGUGAGCCAAAAGAUGAAGUCAUAGAAAAGUGGAAGAACACGUUGACAAAUAGAAUUUAUUGUAAAAAAGUUGCACAGUAUUUUGCGCUUUACACGUGCUUGAACUUUAGUUUUGGACAUUUGCUGUUAUCUAGUGACUUUGACAAACAUUACCCGGACAUUAGAAGUAAGUUUAUAGAUACUUGGGACGAUGUAGCAGAAAAUAUCAUCAAGUAUGCUCGGACCAAACAAAAAUUAUUACAAGAAGACGACGAAUUAAUUGAUUUAGGAAAAAGUUGUAUAGUGGCAUUUCAUUGCAUUCCUAGAUUAUUAGGUACUAUUGUAAGUACAAAGAGGGAUCAAAAUGGAGAAUUUAUUGCUACGUUUGGAACCACUAUAAAAGAAGUUACACAGUCUUUUAUCGUUAAUGUUGAGACAGAAGAAGAGUUAACCGAAUUCCAAGAAAAGAGAGAUCGUCUCGCGUUACUUACAGGGAAUAAGGUAAUAGGUCCUUAUGUAGCAUGCGUUGGUGAUUUCAGCCUUGAAGGAGGCCUUGAUAAUGAUAUAUAUAUAUAUAUAUAUAUAUAUAUAUAGACACACACACACACACACACACACACACACACACACACACACGUCGUUAUCAACAAAACAAAAUUCGAAAUUGAAUCGAAAAACAUCAUUGAAGCAGUAGAUUACUGCUAUAAAAGUGUCUUCGCAUUGCGAACUGAUUUCUCAAAUGAAUGCAAGCACGUUUGGAGUUUUUUGCAAAGAUUUGUUUAUAAUAAUGAAUUAAAUUCAUGCCAGAAAUAUAGGAUAGUUGAUAAAUUAAUUUAUGGAUUAGAAAAUCAAUAAAUUUAAUUUAAUAUAAGUGAAAUCAAAAUCAGUAUUGUAUUGUCGGUAUUAUUAUGAUUUUAAAUUUUAUUCUUUACCUUUUAAAAAUGACUUCUUUUAUAUAAUAACUAUU